AUGUCUGAGAAGCAGCUCAGUCUGUCAGCUAAACUCAUCAAUGGAGGGAUAGCCGGAUUAAUUGGUGUCACUUGCGUGUUUCCUAUCGAUCUGGCCAAAACACGCCUCCAAAACCAGCAAAACGGAUCUCGGAUCUACACUAGCAUGUCUGACUGUCUCUCCAAAACCAUCCGAUCGGAGGGUUUUUUUGGAAUAUACAGAGGUGCUGCAGUUAAUCUGAUGCUGGUAACUCCAGAAAAGGCCAUCAAACUCGCAGCCAACGAUUUCUUUAGACAUCAGCUGUCCAAAGAUGGGCAGAAGUUGACAUUGUUUAAAGAAAUGUUAGCUGGCUGUGGAGCGGGUACCUGUCAGGUAAUUAUAACAACUCCUAUGGAGAUGCUAAAGAUCCAGUUGCAGGAUGCUGGCAGAAUAGGUGAUCAAGUUGAGCCCAUUGCAUUAUGGGAUACAGUACUCAAGGCACAGAGGAAGCUGAUUGGCCAUCAGGGCAGAGGAGGCGGAGCCAAAGAGAGCCUCGUGAAAUCUCCCACUGCCCUCCAGGUCUCUAGAGAUGUGCUGAAGGACAGAGGCCUCGCUGGUUUUUAUAAGGGCCUUGGUGCCACUCUAUUAAGGGAUGUGCCUUUCUCUGUCAUUUACUUCCCACUGUUUGCUAACUUGAACAGCCUGGGCAGGAGGAAUGCUGAUGGUUCCGCUCCGUUUUACAUCUCCUUCCUGUCCGGCUGUAUUGCGGGCUGCAUUGCAGCUGUUGCUGUCAACCCUGUGGACGUGAUAAAGACCAGGAUUCAGUCUAUGACCCGUGGAAGUCAAGAAGACACAUACAGCGGAGUAAAAGACUGCCUCAGUACGAUUCUUCGCAAUGAGGGUCCUGCUGCGCUCCUGAAGGGGGCGUACUGUCGCGCCCUGGUCAUCGCUCCACUUUUCGGCAUUGCUCAAGUGAUUUAUUUCCUGGGAGUUGGUGAAUUUGUUCUUCAUCUCCUGUCUGGACAAAAACACUGAAUCUAUAAUAUGCUAUGGAUUCAAACAGUAGUUAUCAAAUGUCAUAGGUUUCAGAACAGCAUUGAUAAAGUUUACAUCAAAGGUACACUGUCGGAAAAAAUGUCAAAAAAUUAUCCCAAUUAAGGAGCAACCUUCCGGUUUCUUUCGUGAAGCCAACAUGGAAGUGACUUAAACUGCAAUUCAUUGACUGUCCACUAGA
Molecule: messenger RNA, 1192 nt
Organism: Paramisgurnus dabryanus
Lineage: Eukaryota; Metazoa; Chordata; Actinopteri; Cypriniformes; Cobitidae
Source: RefSeq, a predicted model, not a curated record